UCGCCUGUUAUUGCUGCUUGCACUUACCAACCCCUGCUGGCAGUUCACCCUCCCAAAUUGCAUUGCAUGAAUGCUGUGAAACAUGGUCAAAUAGUAUAAAAUUCCUCGUUAGAAGACGUGAAGUAGUGCAGAGAAAUCUCAGCAUUGCAUCUUACAACCACGUCAACUCUAAUUUACUAGUUAAAGAAUUGUAGUUUACUCUGUAAAUUCUGGAUUUUGAUUGCCCGAAUUUCUAUAUUUCUGAAACUUCAUAGCCCUCAUGUGAUGGGCCAAGGAAGUCACAGGACAGGAUAGAAGAGAAAGAGUGGCAGCUGGUAGCGAGCCAAAAGAGAAUUUAGUAAAGAAACCACCUGUUCAAUGGCACCAUGUUGACAGACUAUCAAGACGCAAGGAAGAUUGAACGUAGAAUCAACUAAAAUGGAAUCCCAUUCUGAAAAUAUCGAGGAGACCAGUGCAUUUGCUGAGGCAGUUGAGAGCAGUAAGUUCAAGACCAUUGGAGACAUUGCAUUCUACAGGCGUCAGAAAAAGUUGUUGCCAGGGAAUUCUCCGUAUCAUGCCUUGCUGGAUACGAUUGACGUAUCAGAUUGCAGAGCCAAACUGCAACUCCUGAAUGAAGAGAAUAAGGUUUCACUUUUUGUAGAGGUCUUUGUCCUUGAGGAUAAAGUGAUCAGAAUAAAAGUGAAUGAGUUGAAUCCAUUGAAGCCAAGAUAUGAAGUGCCUGAUGUUAUUAUUAAUGAGCUUCUCUCUCAAAGACUUGUUGUGGUGUCUAAGGAUGGACUCUCUGUAACACUGGCCACUGUUGAUGGAGGCACUCGGAUUCUAAUUGUAGCCAAGCCGUUUAGAAUGGAAGUUCGUGAACACGGUCAAAUGUCCGUGAGUGUGAAUUCUCUCGGUCUUUUAUACUUUGAACAUCUCCGCAAGAAGUCACAAUCUGAAGAUAGAAGCACAAAAGGAAAGAGAGUGGAAAGCAAGAGGAAACGUGACACAGAGACCCAGAAGGAGAGUGAAGAUGAUCAAGGACUGUGGAAAGAGCAAUUUCAUGAGUUUAUAGACACCAAAGCCAAUGGCCCUACAUCUGUUGGGUUGGAUUUCUCGCUGCAUGGGUUUGAGCAUGUUUACGGAAUUCCAGAACAUACUGAGGGUCUACGGCUGAAAACUACAAGCCAGGAAGAACCGUACAGGCUCUAUAACCUGGAUGUUUUUGCUUGUAAGUUGUACAGCCGAAUGAGUAUUUAUGGUUCCAUACCACUCCUCCUUGCACACAAAGUAAAGCAAACUCUGGGAAUUUUUUGGCUGAACAGCUCUGAGACUUUGGUGGAUAUCAGUACUAACAAAGAGAAUAAGGGAGCGUUGGGCAGAAUGAAGAAGUUAAAGGCAGAUGAUGAUGCACCACUGAGAACAGAUGUUCGCUGGAUGUCUGAGAGUGGGAUAAUCGAUGCAUAUAUUCUGAUGGGUCCCAGUGCUUUGGAUGUGUUUUACCAGUACUCAAGGCUGACAGGUACUCAGGCACUUCCUCCGCUCUUUGCACUGGGUCACCACCAGUGUCGCUACAGUUACGAGGAUGAAAGUGAGGUGAAGCAGGUGGACUCUGGCUUUGAUGUGCAUAACAUUCCUUGUGAUGUUUUCUGGCUGGAUAUAGACCACACUGAAGGGAAACGCUACUUCACCUGGGACAAAGCAAAAUUUCCCACUCCUCGGGAAAUGCAGGAAUACCUACGAGCCAAAGAUCGUAAGCUGGUGGUUAUCAUUGACCCCCACAUCAAAGUGGAUAAUAAGUACUCUAUCUAUUGUGAAGCCAAAUCCAAGAAGUAUCUUGUGAUGGACAAAGAUGGGGAGGAAUACCAAGGCUCCUGUUGGCCAGGUGUCUCGACCUAUUUAGAUUUCACAAACCCUACAGUUCGCGAUUGGUAUGCCAACAAGCAUGGAUUGGACCAAUAUAAGGAUUCCACAGACAUUCUCUUUGUAUGGAAUGACAUGAAUGAGCCGGCAGUGUUCAGUGGACCUGAGCUCACCAUGCCCAAGGAUGCUGUGCAUGCAGGUGGAUGGGAGCAUAGAGAACUGCACAACCUCUACGGCUUUUAUCAGCAAUGGGCAUCUGCAGAAGGUCUGAUCCGUCGGUCUGGAGGAAGAGAAAGGCCAUUUGUUUUGACUCGUUCCUUCUUUGCUGGAUCACAGCGAUAUGGAGCAGUAUGGACAGGAGACAAUGUCGCUGACUGGAGCUACCUUAAAAUCUCAAUCCCGAUGCUACUUAAUCUCAGUAUAACUGGCAUCUCAUUCUGUGGAGCGGACAUAGGUGGGUUUGUACAGAAUCCUGAACCGGAGCUCCUUGUUCGCUGGUACCAGGCUGGUGCAUACCAGCCUUUCCUCAGGAACCAUUCCCACACUGAGACAAAGCGACGAGAACCAUGGUUGUUUGGAGAGGGAAAUACCAGGAUCAUCAGGAAAACAAUUCAAGAGCGAUAUGCCUUGCUGCCGUUCUGGUACACACUCUUCUACAUGGCCCACACCAAAGCAGAGCCAGUAAUCAGGCCUUUAUGGGUGGAGUUUCCUGAGGAGAACAACACAUUUGCAAUUGAUGAUGAGUAUAUGAUAGGAGAAGCUUUGCUGGUACAUCCUGUGACUGAAGCAGGGGCAACAGAAGUUAGUGUGCUACUUCCUGGAAAAGGAGAGGUGUGGUACCAUCUUGGAACAUUACAGCGGUUUAAUGGUGAUCAGAUUCUGUGUGUAUCUGUAACCCUUGACAAUAUACCUGUUUACCAACGCGGUGGCACCAUCAUCCCCAGGAAAACAUCAGUACAAAUGUCCACAAAGAGUAUGGAGACAGUGUCCUAUUUCCUCCAUGUUGCACUGAGUUCUGAGAACACAGCCACAGGGAAGUUAUUCAUUGAUGAUGGACAUUCAUUUGACUAUCAGAGUAAGAACCAGUUCUUGCUCCGGAAAUUCAUCUUCAAGGACAACAUAUUUUCAGCUGUAUGUGCUGAUCAGAGAGGACAGUAUUGCACUGAAUGUCUGGUGGAAAAGAUCCACAUAGUGGGAGCUGCACAACCUUAUUGUGUGACAACACAGUGUCCAGAUAUGCAGGAGGUUCCAGUACAAUUCGACUACGAUUUGGAAAAGUGCCUAUUAAUCAUUGGAAGUCUACAACUUAAUGUAGGGUGUGACUGGACCCUGAAGCUUAAAUACUGAUGGGUGGGCAUUCAGCUCUCUAAGUAUGCAAUUGAAACAGUGCUGUUCACAUGCACGUAUUUUUAAGAUCAUAUCAAGGUUUUCCCACUACAUCAACAUUAUUUUCUGUUGAAUAUUUCCUUUAUUGAGUCAACCUGGGAAUUGCCUCUUGAAACCACUUUCUGAUAUGUUCCUUUAAAACCUGCGCCUUUGACCAAACUUGUAGUCAUCUACUGUAUUAUCUUCUUAAGUGCUGAGCAUGUUACUUGGACAGAGGUUAUUAUUGUUGUUGCGAUAUGUAACAGGUUGUGCCGAAGUAUAACUACUGUACUAUGUAGCACCCAGCUGACCUGGAUGUGUCACAGGCCUUCUUCACAGCAUCAGGCAUCUGUCCUGUAAACACAUAAAGACCAGAAAAUAGGAGCAGUAGUAGGCACCAAGCACCUCAAGCCUGCUCCACCAUUCAAUAUGAUAAUAACUGAUUUGUCUCAGGUUUUAUCUCCUUUCCUCGGUUCUACAUAGUCCUCAAUUUAUGAUCUUAAAAAAAAUUUUGUCUACUUUCUCUUUAAAUACCAAUGAUCUAACCUCAAGCAGCCACUGUGAAAAGAAAUUCCUACACACCACAGUUUUAAUUGACUGCUCCCUUGUAACUGUAUCCCCUUGUUUGACACUCUCCCACCAUCUCAACGUCUACCCCGUAAUGCCCACUUAGGAUCUUUUAUGUUUCAGUACAAUUAUUUUCUAAAUCCAAAGAAUAUGGAUCCUACCUCUUUAGCUGCAUGUAAUUAGGCAACCCUCUAAUCUCAGGAAUAAGCCCCAAUCAAUCUUUUGAAUGGCCUUCAGUGCUUGUCUAUCCUUUGAAGAUACAAGUUUGCAAGAUCAUCACCAGAGGUUAAGUAAAAAUCUAUUUGACUAUGCAGCUACUGCAAUUGAACUUUGAGCACUUCUUGUAUUGACAUUUACUCAAUCGACUCUUCUAUUUCUGUUACAAUUUUCUAAAGAUGGAGCAUUUUCACAGUGCUUGAGUUGACCAGUUUUGGUGAUUCUCGAGAACCACCUUCAAUGCAUAUAAUAGAAUGUGCACUACAUCUUGCUCCAUCUUGCAACCUAAAACUUUCACUUCUGACCCUACACCUGUAUUGAGCUGCAUGAGAUCCCAAUAUGAAUCCAUUUUAGCCCUCACAAGGGGUAAUGUUGGGAGAGAUCCUAUUCGCUUAUGUUCAUUCACUUUUCACAGAAGGGCAAAUAGCUGAAAGUUGGAAGUGCAUUCCACCAAACCUGAGAAGGUUCUGUUGAAGAGUGCAUACCCACUGACUGGAACAUGUGGCCAUGCUUUUGAGUUACAUUUAAUACUUCAGGCUUGACUUUUUUUUAUAAGGAAGUAAUUUCUGAAUCAGAGCAAGUUUAAAAUGAUGGAAAUUUAAUGUAAAGCCUGAGAAUGGUUUAAAAAAUGAUGAAACAUGAGCAGUAGAGAGUUGUUAGGGGAUAGUGGAAUUGUUCAGGAGAGUGUUUCUGGGAUUAGUGUUGGAAUUGGAAUGGUUUUUAGUUCACAUUAACAAAUGGUGUUUUCAGUUCUGAGAACAUUAAACGUUGAUUCAACUCAAUUCAUAUUUAUCCUACGAAUACUUUCUAAGUAAUUGUUAGCAUCUCAUCAAAUAUGUUCAGGGCAUAUUGAAAGCAACUGUGUUAAAUUAUUUGGAAUGUUCUCAAUGAUAUUCACUUUUGCAAGCAAUGGCACAUGAGUGGAAGUCUAUCUCUGCAACAGAGCAAAUUAAGGAUGUUAAAAACAAAUGUUCCUACACAAGUCUCAAAAUGUACAUUGAUAUA
This is a messenger RNA of Pristis pectinata (smalltooth sawfish), 4992 nucleotides long. RefSeq names its product neutral alpha-glucosidase C-like. Gene Ontology annotation, molecular function: carbohydrate binding; alpha-1,4-glucosidase activity. The transcript is spliced from 24 exons. The record is from RefSeq and is a predicted model, not a curated record. NCBI's taxonomy places the organism in Eukaryota, Metazoa, Chordata, Chondrichthyes, Rhinopristiformes, Pristidae. The coding region runs from base 418 to 3186 and encodes 922 amino acids. Gene Ontology annotation, biological process: N-glycan processing; carbohydrate metabolic process.